Molecule: messenger RNA, 740 nt
Organism: Scleropages formosus (Asian bonytongue)
Lineage: Eukaryota; Metazoa; Chordata; Actinopteri; Osteoglossiformes; Osteoglossidae
Gene: fev
Product: FEV transcription factor, ETS family member
Exons: 2
Coding region: 124-660 (178 amino acids)
Biological process (GO): regulation of transcription by RNA polymerase II; cell differentiation
Cellular component (GO): nucleus
Molecular function (GO): DNA-binding transcription factor activity, RNA polymerase II-specific; sequence-specific DNA binding
Source: RefSeq, a predicted model, not a curated record
GACAAUUUUUUGAAAGAAGGUAAAGGUUCAUCGUGGAAUCCUAUUAAUGCUGGAGUACAGAAAGGCAGCGGGCAGAUCCAGCUGUGGCAGUUCCUGCUCGAGCUGCUGUCGGACAGCUCCAACAUGUCGUGCAUCGCGUGGGAGGGAACCAACGGCGAGUUCAAGCUCAUCGACCCGGACGAGGUGGCGCGCCGCUGGGGCGAGCGCAAGAGCAAACCCAACAUGAACUACGACAAGCUGAGCCGCGCGCUGCGCUACUACUACGACAAGAACAUCAUGACGAAGGUGCACGGCAAGCGCUACGCCUACAAGUUCGACUUCCACGGCCUGGCGCAGGUGUGCCACCCGUCCUCGGCCGAGCACGCGCUCUACAAGCUGCAGGGCAACUUCGCGCCGCUGCCCUUCUCGGGCAUCUCCAAGCUCAACCUGGUGGCCCCGGGGGUCGCGUCCUCCGGCUUCUCCUACUGGGCCGGCUCGGCGCCCGGCCUCUACCACAGCCACAACCUGCAGCCGCCGGGGCCCUUCGGCAGCGUGACGGCGGCGGCGGCGGCGGCGGCGGCGGCUGCGGCGCCGCACAUCGGCUGCGUGAACAACAUCAACGGCAUCAACGGCAUCAACGGCAUCGGCAACGUCAACAACAUCAACGGCCACUACAACUGAGCCCUGGCGGCCUUCGGCUCCGCAGCGGCGUCCGUCUCCCACGCGCUGUGGCGGCGCGGCGGCGCGGCUGCGCGCGCACG